This is a messenger RNA of Sparassis crispa, 720 nucleotides long. RefSeq lists its product as hypothetical. NCBI's taxonomy places the organism in Eukaryota, Fungi, Basidiomycota, Agaricomycetes, Polyporales, Sparassidaceae. The transcript has 4 exons. The record is from RefSeq and is a predicted model, not a curated record. Bases 1 to 720 code for a protein of 239 amino acids.
AUGCAGCCAGUGGAGCCUCUCCGUGCAUGGCCGUCCACGACGGCCACGCAGCACGUCUCUGUGGAAGUUGACGAGGGUUAUGACACAGAUGCCGAGCCAGAGGAUACUGAUGUACUCCCGCAAUCGGUGGUCUCAGAUGAUGCAGAGCCCGUGCAUAAGCUCGCGAAGACAUGCCCUAAGCCGAGGAUGUCAGUUGAACACUUGCAGAAUGCCCAUGGAGCGGUCGAUUUCCUCCCCGCACUCACAUCAUUCUUGCAGAAACACCUCCCUCAUAACACGAUCAAGCCUGCCGCACAGGACCGUUUCAACGUUUACAACCAGGUAGUUGUACAGAUGCCGUUCAAUCCACAUAUCAGCGACAAGCACAGCCGGAUGAGAAUCCGCGCUGUUCCUUCUAUCCCUCCCUCAUCUACCGGACGCAAACCAGGCUCACCGUCUCACUUCGACAUGGCACUUGUUUGCACGGAUCCCAUCAAGAAGCGCGGGUUCCAAGGUCUACGAGUAGGGCAAGUCCGCGCGAUAUUUCACUUACCCCAUCAGUUUGGACACUACCCACACCCUCUCGCAUAUGUUGAGUGGUUCACGGAGUUCCGACCGCAACCAGACCGUGCAGUGAAUAUGUAUCAAGUCAGUCGGUCCACUCGCAAUCGCGGCCGCAAUGCGGAGAUUGUUCAUGUUGACGAUCUCAUGCGGCCAUGUCAUUUGGUUCCGAAGCUGUGA